Phalaenopsis equestris is the source of this 3032-nucleotide messenger RNA. Its product is annotated as probably inactive leucine-rich repeat receptor-like protein kinase At5g06940. Gene Ontology annotation, cellular component: plasma membrane. Lineage: Eukaryota; Viridiplantae; Streptophyta; Magnoliopsida; Asparagales; Orchidaceae. The record is from RefSeq and is a predicted model, not a curated record. Gene Ontology annotation, molecular function: protein kinase activity; ATP binding; protein binding. Bases 212 to 2842 code for a protein of 876 amino acids. Gene Ontology annotation, biological process: protein phosphorylation; hormone-mediated signaling pathway. The transcript has 2 exons.
UUCGCUAUUCUCUCCAUCAAUGCGCUGACCUUGCUCGGGCCCAUAACGUACAGAAAAAACCAGAGGAAGUCCACGAUCCACAUAAAUUAUAAUGGAUUAGAGGUAAGAGAAUCAGCUCCUUUCAUGGACCUUGAAAGCCAUCUUCUUGCCUAAUCAUUCAGCAUUUUCUCCCCCGUUCUUCACCGUUCAAAAGUCGCUCCUUUCUCCUCUAAUGGCCGCCGACCAUCCCAUCCCUCUCUUUCUUCAUCUCACGCUCACUCUUUCACUUAUCUUUGCUGCCGUUUCAGUCUCAGAAACAGACAUCCUGCUCGCCUUCAAGUCCUCCAUUGAAGACCCCAACGCUUCUCUUCUGAGCUGGUUCCCCAACUCCACUGACUACUGUAACUGGACUGGAGUCACUUGCUCCUCUUUAUCCCCUCCAUCUCCAACCUCAUUAAACCUACAAAGCCUUAAUCUUUCUGGAGAAAUCUCCCCUUCCAUAUGCCAACUGCCAAAUCUGCAAAUCCUUAACUUAGCUAACAAUCGCUUCAACCAGCCCAUUCCCCUCCUUCUCUCCCAAUGUACCUCCCUUCGCACCCUCAACCUCAGCAACAAUGUCUUAUGGGGAACUCUCCCAGAUCAGAUAACCCAUCUUUCUUCCCUGAAGGAGCUUGAUUUGAGCAACAAUCGCAUCCAGGGGCAAAUGCCUCUGAGUUUAGGCUUAUUGGAUGGGUUGCAAGUUCUCAACUUGGGAAGCAACUUGUUCUCAGGUACCGUUCAUCCUCCUAUCUUCCGGAAUUUGAGUGAUUUGGUCGUGCUAGAUUUAUCUAAAAACCCAUCUUUGACAUCAAAACUGCCCACCGAGAUUGGAAGGCUUGGAAAGCUGAGAAAGCUUUUGCUGCAAAGCUCUGAUUUUUAUGGUGAAAUCCCUGAAUCAUUUCAGGGUUUGCACGAGCUACAGUUUCUGGAUCUCUCACAGAAUAAUCUGAAUGGCAGAGUCCCUAAAGGAUUGGGUUUGGGCAUGACAAACCUGGUCUCCGUGGACUUGUCUCAGAACAUGCUAUCUGGUUCAUUUCCUAGCGAUAUUUGCUAUGGCAAAGCUCUCGUGGAGCUCAGCCUCCAUGAAAAUUUCCUUACUGGUCCAGUCCCUGAAAGCAUUAGCAACUGCAAUACUCUUCAGAGGUUUCAAGUGCAGGAUAAUAUGUUUUCAGGAAUUUUUCCUCCUGGAUUGUGGUCCUUGUCUAACAUAGCUCUUAUCAGAGCUGAAAACAAUCAGUUUUCAGGAGAAAUUCCUGAUCUAGUUGGAGUAGGUUCCAAGCUAGAGCAGGUCCAGAUUGACAACAAUAGCUUCACAGGGAGAAUUCCUCACAGCCUUGGUCAAAUACAUACCAUGUAUAGAUUCUCCGCAUCGCUCAAUGGACUGGAUGGCAAUCUGCCUGAAAAUUUCUGUGAUUCGCCUGUGAUGAGUAUCAUUAAUCUGUCCCAUAAUUCUCUCUCAGGAUCUAUUCCUGAGUUCAGGAAUUGCAUAAAAUUGGUAUAUUUAUCUCUGGCUGAUAACAAGUUGACCGGGAACAUCCCCUCAUCUCUUGCUCAGCUGGCAGUGCUGACUUACAUUGAUCUAUCUAGUAAUGAUCUUAGUGGGGAAAUUCCACCAGAGCUUCAGAACUUAAAGCUUGCAUUAUUUAAUGUCUCUUACAAUCAACUUUCAGGUUCAGUUCCUCUCUACAUAACUUCUGGCCUUCCAGCUUCAUACCUUCAAGGAAAUCCUGGACUAUGUGGACCUGGACUGCCCAAUACAUGCAGUCUGUUGCAAAAGAGCAGCAAAUCUAAAAGCUCCAAGUUGUUGAUUGUUGUGGUUGCGCUAACCUUGACCGCUGUGGUGAUGAUUUUAGCUGUUAUCUUCUUCACAAUUCAUCGGAUGUCUGGGAAAAAAUGGAGUUCUAGUGCUUGGAAGCCUGUGUUCUUUGGUUCUUUGGGUGUUUCUGAGGACGAAAUAAUAAUGGCAUUGGAUGAUAAGAAUAUUAUUGGGAGAGGACCAUUUGGUAGAGUUCAUAUCAUUCAGUUACCAGACGGAGAUUUCGUUGCCGUGAAGAAGUUAAUGAGCAUGGGAGCUGUGUCUUUAAAAAGAGCUAAAAAUGAAAUCAAAACGUUGGCUAAGGCUAGGCACAAAAAUCUCACAAAAUUUCUUGGCUUUUGCUACUCAGAUACUUCAGUUCUUCUUAUUCAUGAAUAUGUAAAAAAAGGAAGCUUAGGUGAUGCUCUCCUGAGAUCAGAACUCCCAUUAGAGUGGAGAGUUAGAUUACAAAUAGCUCUGGGAACUGCUCAGGGCCUUGCUUACCUUCACAAGGAUUAUGUCCCACAUUUGCUUCAUCGAAAUGUGAAGUCGAAUAAUAUUCUUCUUGAUGAGGAUUUUCGACCGAAGUUGACUGGCUAUGGUCUUGAUCGAGUGACCGGAGAAGCAUCAUAUCAAGCAUGCUUGGCUUCUGAAUUGGGUUCUUUCUGCUACAUUGCACCAGAACAAAGCUACAGCAAGAAAGCAACUGAGCAGAUGGAUGUCUACAGCUUCGGCGUUGUGCUACUGGAACUCAUUACAGGAAGACCAGCAGAGCAGCCGGAUUCUCGAGAAUCGGUUGACGUGGUCAAGUGGGUGAGACGAAAAAUUAAUAUGAGAAAUGGACCUAACAAAGUUCUUGAUCCGAAGGUAUCGGAUUCUUCGCACAGAGAGAUGUUAGGUGCACUAGAUCUUGCUCUCAAUUGCACUGCAAUUAUGCCUGAAAAGAGACCUGGAAUGGAUGAGGUAGUGAGAACUCUGCAAUUACUUAAUGAUGUUAACGAACCGCUCGUAAUUUCUUCUGUCGAGUAAUUAAUAGCCUUGUGCUUGUAGUAUUAAUAGAUUGCUUAGUAUGUAACUUGCCUAUGUCGGUGGUGUAAGAGUUAGUUCAAAUGGUAAUUGUUUUUUAAGAGUUUAUUAUUCUUAAAUUUGAGAAUGAGAUAUUGCAUCACAUGUUUUUAUGUUUGGUGAAGUUCUAAUGCAAAGCAAGAUAGAGUAUCAA